Molecule: messenger RNA, 2022 nt
Organism: Exserohilum turcica Et28A
Lineage: Eukaryota; Fungi; Ascomycota; Dothideomycetes; Pleosporales; Pleosporaceae
Exons: 1
Coding region: 1-2022 (673 amino acids)
Source: RefSeq, a predicted model, not a curated record
AUGACAACUGCAAUUCACAACGUUUACUCCAAAUCUCUGGACACGGCCCCAGUGCCUUCUCUUGUGCCAUUCUCAUCGGAACCUUCCUAUCACUACAGCGGCUUGACCGAGGGACAAAUAAGACUUCUUGUCUUACAACCAGGGCCUCGCAAGGCCGCAAUCCGCUGCUCCCUACGAACCGUCAAUCUGGCCGACUUCGAUGACAGAUUUGCUGUCGCGCUACAAUCUGAAAUUUCGUCCUAUGAGGCUAUUUCAUAUUGCUGGAAAGAUGUUCCUGGGGAAAGGACCAUUGAAUGUGAUGGUCAACCACUCGAGAUUGGAGCCAAUCUUGAAAUUGCACUCCGCCAUUUUCGUUUUGCAGAUAAACACCGUGUUAUAUGGGCGGAUGGUAUAUGUAUCAAUCAGAAUAAUGACGAAGAAAAAUCAAAACAGGUUUCACUGAUGGGCUUGAUCUACUGGAUAGCGCGAAGAGUUCUCGUGUGGCUUGGCGAGGAAGAUAAACAAGCCACGCCCUUCAGCGCACAGAGAGCGUUCACCGUAAUGCGCAAAUGCAGCUAUCUCCGAGAAGAGAUUGAGAAUAACAGGGCAAAUCUUAAUGCAAAUUCCACCUCUAGGAAUCAUGGAAUGGAAGGUGAAGAUGCCGAAUCAUGGGAAGCAGUUCGACAACUGUUAAUGCGAAAUUGGUUCACGCGAGUAUGGGUUGUUCAAGAGCUUGGCUUGGCGAGAGAUGCCACAUUCUAUUGUGGAGAUUCCUCUCUCACAUUCGAAGACAUGAACCGUUUCUGGGACUUUAUUACUUCGAAUGCCCAUAUGUAUCUGUCCCAAUACCAACUCAACUUCCAAAUGCUCAAUCUGGCCCGUCACUACCAAGAGAGCACGCGAGGUAACCAUCGAUUGGAGUUUGGUAACGAUCCAGAUCUUGCAGAAGAUAUAUGCGAUAUUCUUGGCUGGGCGAGAGGUUUGCAAUGCACAGAUCCAAAGGACGCCGUGUAUGCCUUCUUGGGUCAUCCCACGGCCUUCAAGAGACAACUGCUAGACUCGGAGCCAUACCUCUGGUACCCCCGCAACUUCCACAGCCAAAAGCCAACUAUCAUCAAACCCGAUUAUAGCAAAGCCACGACCGUUACAGAUGUAUACUAUCAGGUCGCACGUACAAUGAUCGAGAAAUACGGGCUAGGCAUGAAGGUUUUACGACACAUCCAACAAGAUGAUAUCACGAUCCAGGACGAUUUUCCUUCGUGGGUACCCCGAUGGCACAUGAUGGAGGCUGCACCGUUAGUGAGCGUGGCAACGAAGUAUGCGGCUGCCACACGUUUCCCAGCCUCCCCCUUCGAAGUAAUACGCCGUACCAGUAUUGGCAUUCCAGGUCUCAGAAUCAAAGCCGUUUCUAUAAGCACGAUAUAUUGGUCGAGACCAUUACCUGCAGAACGGCAUCUUGGACAGCCACAAGAAACCGGGAUAGACAACAGCUACUACUACCCUCUCGAGGAUUUGAUCCAGACGAUACAUGAGCUUCAGAACGAUUUUCCCAGCCAAGAUUACUGCGAUCUGAAAAGUCUUUCAGCUACCUUAACAUCAGGGUUGACGUAUAUUGACCAGGCCCCACAAGGAAUCAUCGAUGACAAAACUUCAACGCAACACUACCAUGAUUUCUGUGCAUACCGUCGCUUCAAGCUUGCCGAGACCAGAACCCCUGGGACGCAAAACAACGAAACCCUGACAUCUCCUCCUCAUCCUCAAAGUAGCGAGCAUGGCGACGCUAAACGCUACAUGAAAGUACUCCGCGCUGGACACCGUGGCUGCUUCCUGACUCGCCGAGGCCGCCUCGGACUCGGUCCACGCAUCACCCAAGGCGGAGACCAACUCUGGCUUCCCAUGGGCGCCGAUACUCCUUUCGUCCUGCGGCCACUCGACGACGGCAAUUUCAGGGUUAUCGGCCAGGCCUAUCUACACGGUGCCAUGCAGGGAGAAGCGACUGGGCAUUUGACUGAACAUGACUUUGCGUCUAUAACUCUGGUGUGA